Molecule: messenger RNA, 5559 nt
Organism: Lepus europaeus (European hare)
Lineage: Eukaryota; Metazoa; Chordata; Mammalia; Lagomorpha; Leporidae
Gene: HPS4
Product: HPS4 biogenesis of lysosomal organelles complex 3 subunit 2
Exons: 14
Coding region: 521-2560 (679 amino acids)
Biological process (GO): vesicle-mediated transport
Source: RefSeq, a predicted model, not a curated record
GCCUCGCCGCCGCGCGUGGGUGAAGCUGGCCCGAGCCCUCGAUUGCGCCGCCGCCGUCCGCACUCCGGGGUCAGAGCCCCAGAAGCUCGAGCUCCGGGCUGCCUGUGUACUCCGAGCCGAGGCACUGAUGUUUGGACUGGAAGCUUCCGGACUUCGGGAGCUCCGAGUGCCUUCAGAAUCCUGCCCCAGCAUGCAUCUGCCCCGUCGGGCUUUUCCUGGGGAGCAGCUGGGAGAGGCCACCGCGUAGACAGCCACGCCGAGGCUCCCGGUACCACACCGCGGCAGUGACUUCUCCGGUAGAGUCCUGUCUCGUGUGCUCACCGAGUUCUAAGGCACGGAGAGGUAUUUGGAACUGAAGAUUUGGCAAGGAAGAGAAAAGACGCGUUCGUGCUGGACACAAACUACGUGGCCGUGUGACAGAAGACUCAAAAAGCUGCUACAUCGGAGUCACCGGACUUGGGGGACCGCGGGGCGACGGAAGUGACCCUGGAGAACAGGGAUGAGGGCCCCUGGGGAAUAGAUGGCCGCCACCCCGGCCGCGGAGACAAAGGCGAACUCCUGGUGGAAUUACUUUUUUCUUUACGAUGGUUCCAAGGUGAAGGAAGAAGGCGAUCCGACGAGAGCUGGCAUCUGUUACUUCUAUCCCUCGCAGACCCUGCUCGACCAACAGGAGUUGCUCUGCGGGCAGAUUGCCGGCGUUGUCCGCUGCGUCUCCGACAUUUCCGGCUCUCCUCCGGCCCUCGUUCGUCUGCGGAAGCUGAAGUUUGCCGUGAAGGUUGACGGGGAUCACCUCUGGGUGCUGGGCUGCGCCGUGGAGCUCCCGGAUGUCAGCUGCCAGCGGUUUCUGGAUCAGCUCAUUGGAUUCUUUCACUUUUACCAUGGCCCCGUUGCCCUGGCUUACCAGAACUGCUCUCGGGAUGAGCUGAGCCUGGCCUGGGAUUCCUUCAUCGAGCAGAUCCUGCACAACACCAGCGACCUGCACAAGAUCUUCAAUUCCCUCUGGAACUUGGACCGAACCAAAGUGGAGCCCCUGCUGUUGCUGAAGGCAGCGCUCAUCCUGCAGACCUGCCAGCGCGCACCUCACAUCCUGGCUGGCUGCAUCCUCUAUAAAGGACUGAUCGUCAGCACCCAGCUGCCGCCCUCCAUCACUGCCAAGGUCCUGCUGCAGAGCGCCGCACCCCGGGAGCAGAGACUGCCUGCAGUGAGGGACGCCCCGCCGGCAUCAGGAGCAGCGCUGCCCGCCAGCGUCCGCGUCAUCCCUGUGUUCCUGACCGGAGAGGAAGCCGCGAGUCUCCGUGAGUUCCCGGUAGAGCGGAGCACUGGCCCUCCUGCGCCUCCAGCCAGGCUCCGGGACGGCUCAGCCCAGCGCCCUCCCCAGCCCGACAGCACAUCUUCUCCUGGGCGUGUGGGAUCUGUGGCCUGGCCGCUGGCCACCACCCUGCAGCCCCCAUCCACUGAUGAAGCUCGGCCAGACGUCCAGGGGGAGAACGGGCACCCAUGGAACCUGGGGCCUGCGGGACUGCACGGCACUGCCCGGGGCCGGGGGCCCGGCCUCAGCUGCUCCCCGGAGAAGGCACUGGACUUGUCUGAAAUCCACAUUCCAGGGGCUCAGGAAACAGGGACCGCCCCGGGUCACUUCGCCGUCCCCCCUGUGUGUGCCCCAGACAGCGGAGUGCCUCGUCCCCAGGAAUCCGGCAGCAAGUCCGGUGACCUGGCACCCACGCCGCCCGAGGACACAGCCGCUGGCCGCUUUCUCCCCCCACCUCCUCCCGAGGCACUCACCCUGAACGGAGCCUUGGAGCAGCGUGAGGACCGCCCAGGCGACAGCGGCCCUCUCCCCAGGAGGAGCAGCUGGCCCUCAUCUCUGCCCUGCCCAGACGGCAGGCGGAGAGGAAGUGCGCCUCCCGGGAGGGAACGAGGCUGGGGCGAGGCCCUGGACGGCACCCACGAGUGCCCCCCCACGCCUGGUCUGCAGUGCGAAUCAGGCCCCGGCCCCGCCGACGAGAUCGACUCCAGCCUGCCCCCAGCAGGGCCCUGCGUGGGACUCGUGCGGAUGAACCUGUACACGCACAGCGUGAAAGGGCUGGUGCUGUCCCUGCUGGCCGAGGAGCCGCUGCUGGCCGACGGCGCGGCCAUCGAGGAGGUGUACCACAGCAGCCUGGCGUCGCUGAACGGGCUGGAGGUGCACCUGCAGGAGACGCUGCCUGCGGACGAGGCCGGCCCCGCCAGCAGCACCUACAACUUCACGCACUACGACCGCGUCCAGAACAUGCUGACAGCGAACCUGCCGCAGGUGGCCACCGCCCAGGACCGCCGCUUCCUCCAGGCCGUCAGCCUGAUGCACUCUGACUUCGCCCAGCUGCCUGCGCUGUACGAGAUGACUGUCAGGAACGCCUCCACGGCAGUGUACGCCUGCUGCAACCCCGCCCAGGAGACCUACUUCCAGCAGCUGGUGUCCGCCGCGCCCAGCUCGGGCUUCCCCAACCCCCAGGACGGCGCCUUCAGCCUCUCUGGCAAAGCCAAGCAGAAGCUGCUGCGGCACGGGGUGAACCUGCUCUGAGCGGCGCUCCGGGCGGGGGCCGUGCUGCAAGAGUCCCUCUCAGGGACUCGGUGACACCGCAGGCUCUUCCUCGCUCCCGCAGAUGGGGCUGUGGGGUGGGGCCGUGUACCCCGCACCAGAUAGAGAACUUGGUCAGACUGGCGGGGCUGGGGCUGAGGUGGGUGCUGGGCUGCAUGUCCCCAAGAGACCCAGGGUCCGGUAGUGUCCCCGCUCUGCUGAGCCCGAGGGAUUGCUGUUCUCCCUCACCGUUCCCUCCUAGCCUGCACGGGUGCCGCACAAUUUCAGGCUGCCAGAAACCGGUGCCAUAGGAGGGCCAAGGGCUGUGAUGGCCAGGCCCCUGUCUGGGACAUGGGCUGUGCGGCUCGUCCCCCCUGAGCUGUGGCCCCAGGCAGGAGUCUUCAGGAGACUGCCCUUCCUUGGUGGGCAGCCAUGUGGACUGCGGGCUUCCGCCCUUGGGCAUCACUGGACGAAAACGUUUAACAGAACAUUCCAGAACGUUGGAGGGCAGCGGGCGGGUGGCCGCUGCGGGGUCACCAGUGUCGUCUCCGGGAACAGGCAUCUCAUGUUGGCGUGCUGUCUUGUCUACAAGCAGUCGCCAAGGGCUACAACCGAAACCAGUGAAAAUGCCUUUGCUGCUCGUGCCGAGGUCACGCUGAGCUCUGAGCACUAAGAGGUCCCAGGAGCAACACGGUGUGAACCUGCACGUGUUUUUGAAGGGUGGGGAUUUAUAGCCAUUGGAAAAUUGAUAGGUGAAAUGCGAGUAUAGAAAUGCCAGAGGAAUUCAGAAAAGGGUCUCAGAUAAGGCGUACAAUCCAUGGAGAGAACGGGCUAUUUCACUGUUUGCCCCCACGGAGUACACACAGAUCUAGUCUGAAACAGUAACGGGGGCCAGCACUGUGGCGUAGCGGGUAAAACUGCCGCCUGCAGUGCCAGCGUCCCAUGUGGGCGCUGGUUCGAGUUUGGGCUGCUCCGCUUCUGAUCCAGCUCCCUGCUGUGGCCUGGGAAAGCAGUAGAAGAUGGCCCAAGUCCUGCACCCACAUGGGAGACCUAGAAGAAGCUCUUGGCUCCUGGCUCCGGAUCGGCACAGCUCUGGGCAUUGUGGCCAUUUGAGGAGUGAACCAGCAGAUGGAAGACCUCUCUCUCUCUGCUUCUCUCUCUGUGUAACUCUUGACUUUCAAAUAAAUAAAUCUUUUUAAAAAAUAAAACACAGUAACAUCUGUCGACCCACAUGCAUGUGCACCGAAGGUGGAGACGCGGGAGCCACUCGGGUACCUGGGCUCCACACCUGGCUCCACUGCUCGCUCCAGGAGCUGCAACUGCACCGUGGGAGGCCAUGGGGACAGCCGGGUCACUGGGUUCCUGCUGCCCUGUGAGAGACCUGGGGUGAGCGCCAGGCUGAGCUGCCCCAGUCAUAGGCAUCUGGGGAAUGAAGCAGUGGGCGGGUUCUCUCCCCCACCCCUCCUCCUCCUCUCUCUCUCCGUCAUUCCCUAACUCUGCCUCUCAAAUACAGAAAUCUUUUAAAAUUGAGAGGCAGAGUUAUGGGGGUGGGGGAGGGGGAUAGAGAGCAUCUCCAUCUGUGAGUUCACUCCCCACAAGGCUGCGUGAGUGCGGCUGGACCAGGCCGAAGCCUGGCGCUCCAUCCAGGUUCCCCAUGUGGGCGCAGGGGCCCAGGGACUUGGGUCGUUUGCUGCUGCUUUCCCAGGAGCACACAAGGCUAUGGAAACAGGCCGAAAAGAACGAAGAGAAAGCAAAUUCACAGAGGUCCUCGUGAACCCAUGGACUCCUGGUCUGAGCCUGAUAAAGACUUCAUUUCUCAAAAAAAAAAAAAAGUGGGGCAGCAGGGACUUGAACAGGCACCCACAUGGGAUGCUGUUGCAGGCAGCAGCUUAACCCACCGUGCACAACACCAGCCCCUCGAAUAUAUUCUUAAAACAUUUAUUACAUACAAUCAACCAGCAUAUACUGGGGCUGACAACUUCCUAGCCACCUCCUGUCGCUGUUCUGGUGAUUGCACACGUUGCCAUAUCCACGCCACACGCCGUCGCGGUCGCACAGCUCCACGUGAGCGCUUCCUCUAGUCCAUCGCUCUCGUGGCCGGCUGGUGGUUUUCACCAUAUAUAAUGUGUGGAACGCAGAAUACCUGCCAGUCCACUCUGACCAGUGAGGCGUCCAGUCACUGCAGGCUCUUAGCAGCUGAGGUUUGGGGGACUCAACCAUUGUAUAUGGAUCCUAACCACCGCUUGUUCAGGGGUCAGCUGUGUGUACACAUGUGUCCACACAUGUCUUCACACGGGCACAUUUCUCUUUGCCCACCCUGGUUUGGCUGGGCGAGGAUCCAAGCUCUCCAGGAGGCACCAUGUGUCGGGGUGCGGGGCGGCAGCCCACUGCUUCUGCGUGGCUGGUCCUGGACACUGGUCCCUCCUGCUGCUGUGACGCCCAGACAGGAGGAGCUGCCCAAAGCCAGGGUGGACCUGGGUGGUCCUAGUCCCUUGCUACAUUCCCCAGGAAGCGCCCCGCCAGCUCCUGGGCCAGCCUCAGGGCCCUCGGCGUGGCACACAGAGAUGGAACGCCUCUGUCGUGGGCACGGCUACGCAGCCACACGGAGCGGCGUCACAAUUCCCCACCACCAGCACCACGAACCUCAUGAGGUUGCAGCCGGUCACGUGCUGGGGGCCCCCUGCCGCGGGGGCCGCACCUAGCCGUCCAUGUUCAAGGACUUCCAAGCAAGCUCGGUUGGACCAGGAAGCCACCUUUGCCCUUUCCUGGACGGCCGAGCCACGGGCAGCUUUGCUUUGUUUUCAGAAACCUCUCUGAACGCCACAGGGCUGCUUUUGAACCUAAAAAUGCUUUGACUACAAAAAUGAUUUUGUCUCUAAGAAUGACUGCUGUGGGCAGCCCGGUGCUCCCCCCUUUAAGGCUUGUACCCCAACUUAGAACUUGCCAGGCAAACAGGAACCUGUGGUAAGGGCGGCAGGAUGGGAUGUCCCCCAGACUGCCAC